Molecule: messenger RNA, 1290 nt
Organism: Chilo suppressalis (striped riceborer)
Lineage: Eukaryota; Metazoa; Arthropoda; Insecta; Lepidoptera; Crambidae
Source: the annotation of a GenBank genome assembly
AUGAUGAGGGUAGACGUAUCAGUGUUGGUGAUGACUAUGAGCUUAAUAAUGAUGUUCUCCGAUGAUUGCGAAGCUGGCAGAGUCCAAGCAGCCGUCAGUUUUCUAACGAACGCGUCGCAUCAGGAAAUAGAACUGAAACACGAGUCGAGUCUGUCCCUGAGGGACAUCUUGCCAGUGCGGGCGAAGUACUACGACAAGAAUAGGGCUCCCAAAUUCCUCGGUCAGCCCACUGUAGUAUACUUCCACGUCACCGUGCUGUCUCUCGACUCCAUCAACGAGGAGAGUAUGACGUACGUAGCUGAUAUCUUCUUAGCUCAGUCUUGGCGGGAUCCUCGCUUACGUCUGCCUGAGAACAUGCACGAGGAGUAUAGAAUUCUGGACGUGGAAUGGCUGAACAACAUCUGGAGACCCGACUGCUUCUUCAAGAACGCGAAGAAGGUCACCUUUCACGAGAUGAGCAUUCCCAACCACUAUCUGUGGCUGUAUCAUGAUAAGACUCUGCUCUACAUGUCAAAGUUGACAUUAGUUCUGUCGUGCGCAAUGAAGUUCGAGUCCUAUCCCCAUGACACACAAAGCUGCUCCAUGAUGAUAGAAAGCUUAUCUCACACUGUCCACGACCUGGUGUUCAUUUGGAACCUGACAGACCCGCUGGUGGUGAAUCCGGAUAUCGAGUUGCCCCAAUUGGACAUCUCCAACAACUACACCUCUGACUGUACCAUUGAGUACUCCACAGGUAACUUCACCUGCCUAGCCGUGGUGUUCAACCUGCGCAGACGGCUGGGCUACCACCUGUUCCACACCUACAUACCCUCCGCUCUGAUCGUCGUCAUGUCCUGGAUAUCGUUCUGGAUCAAACCUGAAGCGAUACCGGCGAGAGUCACGCUUGGAGUCACUUCCCUGCUAACUUUGGCGACCCAAAACACCCAAUCGCAACAAAAUCUACCACCAGUCUCGUACGUGAAGGCGAUCGACGUGUGGAUGUCCUCCUGCUCAGUCUUCGUGUUUCUGUCUCUCUUCGAGUUCGCCGUGGUGAACAACUACAUGGGCCCGGUGGCCACGAAGGUUAUGAAGGGGUACUCUGAUGAGGACCUAUCUAGGGAUCUGGAUGCCUUUAAACACAUAUUUCCGAACACCGUGGAUCCGAGAGCGAGUACAUCAGCCUCAAUACCUCAAUAUGACACGUUCUGCAACGGGAGGGAGACGGCGGUAUAUAUCGAUCGGUUCUCACGCUUCUUCUUCCCUUUCUCAUUCUUCAUACUGAACGUGGUCUACUGGUCUACGUUUCUUUGA